Trichosurus vulpecula (common brushtail) is the source of this 2619-nucleotide messenger RNA. It is a transcript of the gene TKFC, whose product is annotated as triokinase and FMN cyclase. NCBI's taxonomy places the organism in Eukaryota, Metazoa, Chordata, Mammalia, Diprotodontia, Phalangeridae. The transcript has 17 exons. Gene Ontology annotation, molecular function: ATP binding; glycerone kinase activity. Gene Ontology annotation, biological process: glycerol catabolic process. Bases 272 to 2008 code for a protein of 578 amino acids. Gene Ontology annotation, cellular component: cytosol. The record is from RefSeq and is a predicted model, not a curated record.
GUGGGAGCAGGAUCCCAGUAGGCAGAGAACUCCUGCUGGUGCCAUCGUGCUUGGCGUGGCUCAACCCCUUAACAGGCCAGCCCCCCUUCAUCCAGGUCUCCAAAUACUGCCUCCACUUCACAUACACCCACUCUCUCUUGCUCUCUCCUAGUGGUGGGGUGGCCUUUCCCCUUCAGCUCAGAAGAGUCCCACGUGGAGGGAAUAGCCCCUGAGGCCCUUGUUGGUUCAGAAGGACUCUCUGUGGAUUCUGCUUCUGGCAAUCCUGCCCACCAUGUCCUCCAAGAAGCUCGUGAACUCUGUGACAGGCUGUGCGGAUGAUGCCCUGGCCGGGCUGGUGGCCUGUAACCCCGACCUCCAGAUUCUGCAAGGACACCGAGUGGCCCUGCGCUCUGAUCUGGAGAGCCUGAAGGGACGGGUGGCCCUGCUGUCGGGCGGGGGCUCUGGCCAUGAGCCUGCACAUGCGGGUUUUAUAGGCAAAGGGAUGCUGACUGGGGUCAUCGCUGGGGCAGUGUUCACUUCCCCAGCGGUAGGCAGCAUCCUGGCUGCCAUACGGGCAGUGGCCCAGGCUGGCACAGCGGGGACACUGCUCAUUGUGAAGAACUAUACCGGGGAUCGACUCAACUUUGGGCUGGCCCGGGAGCAGUCCCGGGCAGAGGGCAUCCCGGUGGAGAUGGUUGUUGUCGGUGAUGACAGCGCGUUUACCAGCCUGAAGAAGGCAGGCAGACGGGGCCUCUGUGGCACAGUGCUCAUCCACAAGGUGGCAGGUGCUCUGGCCGAGGCAGGUGUGGGGCUCGAGGAGAUUGUUCGUAGAGUGAGUGCAGCUGCCGCUGCCAUGGGCACCCUGGGGGCCAGCUUGUCCUCCUGCAGUGUCCCAGGCUCCAAACCGACCUUCCAGCUUCCUGUGGAUGAAAUGGAGCUGGGCUUGGGGAUCCACGGGGAGGCUGGUGUCCGUCGGCUGAAGAUGGCCACGGCGGAUGAGGUGGCGAAGACAAUGAUCGACCACAUGACUAACCCCUCCAACGAGUCCCAUGUGCCGGUCAAGUCUGGCUCUUCAGUGGUGCUAGUCGUCAAUAACCUGGGCGGCCUGUCCUUCUUGGAGCUGGGCAUCAUGGCUGAUGCAGCAGUCCGCUGCCUCGAGGCCCGGGGUGUGAAGAUCGCCCGUGCCCUGGUGGGCACCUUUAUGUCAGCACUGGAAAUGGCUGGCAUCUCCCUGACUCUCCUACUGGUAGAUGAUGCCCUCCUUAAACUGAUAGAUGCUGAAACCACAGCUUCGGCCUGGCCCCACGUAGCCAGAGCGCCUGUGACAGGUCGCACCCGCAGCCGGGCAGCCCCCGCUGAGAAGCCGGAGGGCAUCGAGCCAACAGUGACAGGAGGUGCUGGCUCCCAGAAGGCAACUGUCAUCCUGCAACAAGUGUGUGCCACCCUCCUUGGCCUGGAGGAACAUCUGAAUGCUCUGGACCGAGCCGCUGGAGAUGGCGAUUGUGGGACCACCCACAGCCGAGCUGCCAGAGCAAUCCAGGAAUGGCUGAAGGAGGGCCCGCCCCCCAGCCGCCCUGACCAGCUACUCUCUGGCUUGUCCCGGCUCCUGCUGGAGAAGAUGGGAGGUUCAUCAGGGGCGCUUUAUGGCCUAUUCCUGACUGCGGCUGCCCAGCCCCUCAAGACCACACCUAGCCUCCCAGCCUGGACUGCUGCCAUGGACGCUGGCCUGGAGGCCAUGCAGCGGUACGGAAAAGCUGCUCCUGGGGACAGGACCAUGCUGGAUGCACUGUGGGCUGCAGGCCAGGACCUCCGAGCACUAAAGACCCCAGGGGCCAACUUGCUGCAAGUGCUAAGUAAAGCCGUCAAGAGUGCCGAGGCCGCGGCAGAAGCCACCAAAAAGAUGGAAGCUGGAGCUGGGAGAGCCAGUUACAUCAGCUCAGCCAAACUAGAGCAGCCAGACCCUGGGGCCGUGGCAGCUGCAGCUGUGCUCCGGGCCAUCCUGGAGACGUUGCAGAACCAGAGCAAGUGACUCCCCUUCCCUGAUCCAGUCUGAUUGUCCCUAACCCCAGCACCCCGGCCCCUGGUGUGCAGCUGCUCAGGGGCCAUGUCCUCUUCUCCGCCUCUUCGUGCCAUGGCCUCUGUCUAGCCUGAUGCAGCUUCACCUUUUUUGUGAAAAGAACCUCUGCACAAUCAUGUUUUAAUUGCACAAAAUAAUCAGAUUCCAAAGGAAAUCAAUUAUACUGUAAUCCAAAUAUCACAAUAAUGAUUUUCCCCAAACCCCAAGUUUCUAGGUCUCAGGUGAAGAACCAUUCUCCAAGGCCCUGUCCCCUCCAAUCAUCCAGAAAGCCCCGAUUUUAAUGCCCAGAACUAGGCAGGCUGGCUUUGGAGCUUUAAACAGCUACAUGGUCCUGGUGCUUUUGGCCUUGACAUGAAGGCCCGUGGCUUCCAGGCCUGGCUGGUUCUGCUCCUUAUCAUGCCCUCUCCUUCCAGGGAGGGUGGAGCAGAGUCUGGCAGGGCUCCAGCCCCUCCAGAUGGUCAGCCCUAUGCCUCCGUGAUGACUUUUCCUGUACCUGUCAGGGUUAAGGUGUUUUUGAGGAUCUUUCUCUUGUGUUUUUGUCAAUAAAGCGGCAUCAAAUUUGG